GACAGCGCUGUCUCAGUCAGAAGCGCCUUGCGCGCUGCAGCGAGUAGACCUCUCUGAAAAGCCCCUCCGUACUAUAGCAAGUAGUAAAUAGAUACUUAUUGGCUACAAAGUAGCUGGAAAAUAGUAAACAAAUACUCAACAAGCGUAUGGAUAGAUAGGACUGGGCCUCUUACGUGGAAAUUCCCGCCAAGGAAGCCACUUCAAUUCUUACCGAGCACCCCUACCUGAGCCCGCGGCGUCACCAUGCCUGUUUUCGGGCCGAUCCUCAGCGACACCUCGGCGCCUUUGCGCCCGGUGAAAAGAGUGCAGUUCGGCAUCCUGAGCCCGGACGAAAUUAAAAGGAUGUCGGUCACGGAAGGUGGAAUCCGAUACUCGGAGAUGAUGGAGGGAGGUCGGCCGAAGCUCUGCGGCCUGAUGGACCCGCGUCAGGGCGUGAUCGACCGCUCGGCCAGAUGCCAGACCUGCGCCGGCAACAUGGCGGAAUGUCCCGGACACUUUGGACACAUUGAACUGGCCAAGCCAGUCUACCACAUCGGCUUUCUCACAAAGACUAUCAAGAUCAUGAGAUGUGUGUGUUUCUUCUGCUCCAAGCUGUUAGUGAGUCCGGAUGAUCCAAGGAUCAAGGACAUUGUGAAUAAGUCCAAGGGUCAACCCAAGAAGCGACUCACCCACGUGUACGACCUCUGCAAGGGUAAGAUGAUCUGUGAGGGAGGUGACGAAGUGGACGCUGACGUCGGUCCUGAGGAGGGGAAGGAAGAAAAGCCCAAGGGUCAUGGCGGUUGCGGUCGCUACCAGCCCCAGAUUCGCAGGGCAGGACUGGACCUGACUGCAGAAUGGAAACAUGUAAACGAGGAUUCCCAAGAGCGGAAAAUCCAGCUCAGUGCCGAGAGAGUUCUGGAAAUCUUCAAACGCAUCUCUGACGAGGAGUGUAGCAUCAUGGGUAUGGACCCGAGGUUUGCCCGUCCAGACUGGAUGGUUUGCACGGUACUUCCUGUGGCGCCACUGCAAGUCCGACCCUCUGUCGUCAUGUUUGGUGCCGCCAGAGGACAGGAUGAUUUGACGCACAAGCUGGCGGACAUCGUGAAGAUCAACAACCAGCUGAAGAGGAACGAGAUGAACGGCGCGGCGGCACACAUCAUCGCUGAGGACACCAAGAUGCUGCAGUUCCACGUCACCACGCUGGUGGACAACGAGGUGCCCGGGAUGCCCAGGGCUGUGCAAAAGUCGGGUCGUCCGCUCAAGUCAGUCAAACAGCGGCUAAAGGGCAAGGAAGGUCGUAUCCGUGGUAACCUGAUGGGGAAGCGUGUGGACUUCUCCGCCCGCGCUGUGAUCACGCCCGACCCAAACCUGCAGAUCGACCAGGUGGGCUGUCCUCGGACUGUCGCACAAAACCUGACCUUCCCAGAGAUUGUCACACCCUUCAACAUUGACAGAAUGCAAGAGCUCGUGAGAAGAGGAGCAAACCAGUACCCAGGUGCAAAGUACAUCAUCAGAGACACGGGACACAGAAUCGAUCUCCGCUAUCACCCCAAACCCAGCGACCUUCAUCUGCAGUGUGGGUACAAGGUGGAGCGACACAUCCGUGAUGACGACAUCGUGAUCUUCAACCGCCAGCCCACGCUACAUAAAAUGUCCAUGAUGGGUCACAGGGUCAAGAUCCUUCCGUGGUCAACCUUCCGUCUGAACCUCAGCGUAACGACACCCUACAACGCUGACUUUGACGGAGACGAGAUGAACAUGCACGUGCCCCAGUCCGUGGAGACGCGGGCAGAGAUCAUGGAGCUGGCCAUGGUCCCGCGUAUGAUCAUCACUCCGCAGUCGAACCGCCCCGUCAUGGGUAUUGUACAGGACACACUCACGGCCGUGAGGAAGUUCACAAAAAGGGAUGUCUUCAUCGACAGGAAUGACAUGAUGAACCUGCUGAUGUGGUUACCCACGUGGGACGGUAAGAUGCCCCAGCCUGCCAUCCUCAAACCCAAGCCCCUGUGGACGGGCAAGCAGCUCUUCUCUCUCAUUAUCCCCGGGCACGUCAACUGCAUCCGUAUGCACAGUACGCAUCCGGACGAGGAGGAUAGCGGCCCAUACAAGUGGAUAUCACCUGGAGAUACCAAGGUGAUAGUAGAAAACGGAGAGCUGAUCUCCGGCAUCCUGUGCAAGAAGUCGCUGGGUCCGUCCGGCGGCUCAUUGGUCCACAUCGUGGCCUUGGAGAUGGGUCAUGAGACCUCGAAACUCUUCUACGGAUACAUCCAGACUGUGGUCAACAACUGGCUACUGCUGGAGGGUCACACCAUCGGUAUCGGGGACUGUAUCGCCGACACUCAGACCUACCAGGACAUUCAGAACACCAUCAAGAAGGCCAAGCUUGAUGUGAUAGAGGUCAUUGAGAAGGCCCAUAACGACGAGUUGGAGCCGACGCCCGGUAACACCCUGCGACAAACAUUUGAGAAUCAGGUGAAUCGAAUCCUGAACGACGCUCGUGACAAGACCGGAGGCAGUGCCCAGAAGAGCUUGUCCGAGUUUAACAACUUCAAGUCCAUGGUGGUGGCUGGCUCCAAAGGUUCCAAAAUCAACAUCUCGCAGGUUAUCGCCUGUGUGGGACAACAGAACGUGGAGGGAAAGCGUAUCCCCUUCGGCUUCCGCCAUCGGACACUGCCCCACUUCAUCAAGGACGACUACGGUCCUGAGUCGCGUGGGUUCGUGGAGAACUCGUAUCUGGCCGGCCUGACGCCGUCAGAGUUUUUCUUCCACGCUAUGGGAGGUCGUGAGGGACUGAUUGACACAGCUGUAAAGACAUCAGAAACUGGUUACAUUCAGCGACGUCUGAUCAAGGCUAUGGAGAGCGUGAUGAUCGCGUACGACGGUACGGUCCGGAAUUCCAACCGCCAUCUGGUACAGUUGCGGUACGGAGAGGACGGUCUCGACGCCGUUUCUAUCGAGUUCCAAAACUUGGCCACGCUCAAGCCAUCCAACAGGUCCUUCGAGAAGAAGUUCAAACUGGACUACCAGAAUGAAAGGUACCUACGAAGAAUUCUACAGGAGGACAUCGUCCGUGAGAUCACCAGCGACGCCCGGCUACAGACGGAGAUCGAGGCCGAGUUCGAACAGCUGCGAGUUGACAGAGACGUGCUGCGAUCUGUCAAUCAAACCGGCGAUGCCAAGGUGGCCCUGCCUUGUAACUUGGCCCGAAUCAUAUGGAACGCCCAGAAGAUCUUCCAUGUUAACACCCGAGCACCGACCGACCUUCACCCAAUCAAGGUCGUUGAGGGCGUUCGAGACUUGAGUAGGAAGCUGGUGAUUGUGAAGGGCGAUGACCCCAUCAGCAUACAGGCGCAGGCGAACGCCACCAUCCUGUUCAACACCCUCCUCCGGUCCACACUCUGUACGCGCCGCGUGCUGGAGGAGUUCCGACUCUCCACCGAGGCGUUUGAUUGGUUGUUGGGAGAAAUCGAGUCCCGGUUCAACCAGGCCAUUGUCCAGCCAGGUGAGAUGGUUGGCGCGCUGGCUGCCCAGUCCCUGGGAGAGCCCGCCACACAGAUGACGCUAAACACCUUCCAUUACGCCGGCGUGUCCGCCAAAAACGUCACGCUGGGUGUGCCUCGUCUCAAGGAAAUCAUCAACGUGUCCAAGAAGCCCAAGACGCCGUCGCUGACCGUGUUCUUGCUUGGACAGCCAGCAAAUGAUGCCGAGAAGGCAAAGGAUAUCCUCUGCAGACUUGAGCACACAACUCUAAGGAAGGUCACGGCGAACACCGCCAUCUACUACGACCCCGACCCACAAAACACAGUCAUUGAGGAAGAUCAGGAGUUCGUGAACGUGUACUACGAGAUGCCGGACUUCGACCCUCACCGGAUCUCCCCCUGGCUGCUGCGUAUCGAGCUGGACCGCAAACGCAUGACGGACAAGAAGCUCACCAUGGAGUCAAUUGCUGAGAAGAUCAAUGCAGGGUUCGGAGACGACUUGAAUUGCAUCUUCAACGAUGACAACGCUGAGAAGUUGGUGCUUCGAAUCCGUAUCAUGAACAAUGAUGACAGCAAAAUGAUGGACGAGGAGGAGAUGGUGGAUAAGAUGGAUGACGAUGUAUUCCUGCGCUGUAUCGAGGCCAACAUGCUGACAGACAUGACACUACAGGGCAUUGAACAGAUCGCUAAGGUGUAUAUGCAUCUGCCGCAGCAGGACACCAAGAAGCGAAUCAUCAUCACAGAUGAGGGGGAGUACAAGGCUCUGCAGGAGUGGAUCCUGGAGACCGACGGAGUCAACCUCAUGAAGGUUCUCUCGGAAAAGAACGUGGACCCUGUCCGAACCACGUCUAACGACAUUGUAGAGAUCUUCCAGAUCCUUGGUAUUGAAGCUGUGCGGAAGGCGAUUGAGAAGGAAAUGAACCACGUUAUCUCCUUCGACGGUUCCUACGUGAACUACCGCCAUCUCGCGCUGCUGUGCGACAUCAUGACACAGAAGGGCCAUCUGAUGGCCAUCACGCGCCAUGGCAUCAACCGUCAGGAGGUCGGACCACUCAUGAAGUGUUCCUUUGAAGAAACGGUUGACAUCCUGAUGGAGUCAGCCUCCCACAGUGAGACAGACUUCAUGUGGGGGGUUUCGGAGAACAUCAUGCUGGGACAGCUGGCGCGCAUCGGUACCGGCUCCUUCGACCUGAUGCUGGACGCCGAGAAGUGUAAAUACGGGAUGGAGAUCCCCACCAACCUGGUGGGAGGGGGGCUCAUGGCUGGGCCAGGGCCGGGGAUGUUCUUCGGAAACGCUGGAUCUCCCACAGCAUCGAUGUCGCCGCAGAUGACACCAUGGCAACAAGUGGGCACACCUGCCUACGGUGGAGCGUGGUCACCAGGACUUGGAAGCGGUAUGACCCCAGGAGCUGCAGGAUUCUCGCCCUCUGCUGCAUCAGACGCCAGCGGGAUGAGUCCAGCGGGCUACAGCCCCGCCUGGUCCCCCACCCCUGGCUCCCCGGGGUCCCCUGGCCCUGCCAGCCCCUACAUCCCCUCCCCAGGGGGACCCAUGUCUCCCAGCUACUCUCCGGCCUCCCCAGCCUACAUGCCUCGCAGCCCAGGCGGGAUGACCCCGCAGAGUCCCGGCUAUUCCCCGACCUCACCAUCGUAUUCGCCAACAUCGCCAAGCUACUCCCCAGCAAGUCCGAACUACAGCCCAACAUCGCCGAGUUAUUCACCGACGUCACCAAGUUACAGUCCAACCAGUCCCAGCUAUUCUCCGACUUCACCAAGUUACUCGCCAACGAGUCCCAGUUACUCUCCGACAUCGCCAAGCUACUCCCCUACAUCACCGUCGUAUUCUCCCACAUCGCCUUCGUACAGUCCAACCUCUCCUUCAUACAGUCCGACAUCCCCCUCGUAUAGUCCCACGUCACCCUCCUAUUCCCCCACCUCCCCAUCAUACAGCCCUACCAGCCCCUCAUACAGCCCUACCAGUCCAUCCUACAGCCCCACUAGCCCUUCGUACUCACCCACGUCUCCCAACUACACACCCACGUCACCCAAGUACUCACCCACCUCUCCCAGCUACUCCCCCACCAGCCCAUCCUACUCGCCCGCCUCACCCAGCUACAGUCCCACCAGUCCCAGCUACUCACCCAGCUCGCCCAACUACUCGCCCCAAUCACCCAGCUACUCACCCAGCUCACCCAGCUACUCCCCAUCCAGCCCCAAGUACUCUCCAACCUCACCCAGCUACAGCCCCACCUCACCCCAGUACACUCCCACGUCACCCAAGUACAGUCCCACCUCACCCAAGUACAGUCCCUCCUCACCCAAGUACACCCCGACAUCACCCAAGUACAGUCCUUCCUCCCCCAAAUACAGCCCCUCCUCUCCCAAAUACUCACCCACGUCCCCUACCUACUCCCCAUCCAGUGCCAAGUACUCCCCUGCCUCGCCUAGCUACUCCCCCUCAACUCCAAAAUACACACCCACCUCCCCCAAAUACAGCCCUGCCAGCCCCACCUACACACCCACAUCCCCCAAAUACAGCCCCACCUCACCCAGCUACACUCCGGAUACUCCAAAAUACAGCCCCACCUCGCCCAAGUACAGCCCCACGUCACCCACCUACUCACCCACGAGCCCCAAGGGUUCCACAUACUCCCCAACAACCCCGGGUUACUCUCCUGCGUCUCCCACGUACAGUCCCGAGAGCCCAGAGAGUCGGGCCACACAAGAGGAAGAGGAAGACGAAUCGUAAAUGUCUGAAUCAGCCAGAUGUCACAGACACAAGGACAGAUGCGUGCAAGACCAGAGGAGACUGACUGAGUAAGAUCAAUGAUUGUGCCAUGAUUGUGAAGUGGUCUUAGAGUGAAAGCAAGAAGAUCAGGAAAAGAUAGUAGGUUUGAUGCAUCAUUCUAGUACUGAUGCUUUUUCGGUAAUAUACCUACUGUAAAUGUUAAGAAAACAGCAGCUGUUUGAGCAUGUCAGCCAUCAGAAGACAGCAAUUUUAAACUGCUGCAAAGAGUCCUGAUGGCUUGCCUCAAAUGCGGCUUGCUAAGUUAAGGGUGCUUUGUACCAAGACCAAAGUGUGUUAGAUUCCCUAGUUUUGAAAGAAAGAUUCAGUUCAGGUUUUGCAGGGAGUCAGUGGCAUUUCUGAGACUGUUUUGAAGAUGCACAGAUUUAGCAAGAUAUGGCAUCCUUUUAUGAGAACCAUACCAAAGGCAAAGAGAGAAUUUUUGAGGUCUUGUGGACAGUUUGUCAAGAGUCCCAGAACCAUAGGCUUUUAGCCGUGGUUGAAUUGUACAUAAAUCCUUGUAGAAAAUAUCAUGUUUCUACUGGAACAUGUACCCACUAGUAUCAAAUUGAAAAAAAAUAUUGAUAAUGUAGCAAAAGAACACUUUUGGUGGUAAGACUAUUCACAAGAUGGUGCCAGAUUCAAAUACUAUUUCCUUUGUACUUGGUGACAAAAAUGUGCUGUUCUCAGUAACGUAAGGUGCUACACUCAACAUUGUCAUGAAACUCACAUCCAUCUUCAAAUAUUGCUGAAGAUCAUUGUGAAAUCAUACUGAAGAUCAUUGUGAAAGGAUUUUGUUAUGUUCACUUGAUGUCUAACUAAAAGUACAGUAGACAAAAGGAUAACUGAGGGAUGUGCACUAUGCUAUGGUUCAUUACUUUUUGAAACAGACUUCUCCAGAACUUGAUACAGAGGGUAGGUAGCCAGUGCACAAGGUACAUUUGUAGUAGCAUGUGCCUGCUGUAUAGAAUGUGCACCAGCUACUGUCAAACUUUCCAUAACAUUGCUAGAUGUUGCAUUUGAAACACUCUCAUAUCGACAAGAUAUUUUACCUUGCGGUUUGUUACGUUGGUGUUGAAGUUUGUGCUGGAAGCUAGGUACGCUACCCUGUGUACUAACCAACACAUCUAUCCAUGUACAUAGAGUAUAGAGUUACACAUAGUGGCACAGGCACUGACAUAAUCAUGGUAUGCCCAAGGUGAUUGUAAGAAAUGAAAAUGUAACUUACUUUGAAUGCCUGUGCAAUUGUGAAGGUACAAACAUUUAUGUUAAUUUCGAAGUGGUUUCUUUAUCGGUUAUUGUUCAAUAGGUUAUGGAAGGAAUAAAGUGUACAUAAACUUG
Molecule: messenger RNA, 7581 nt
Organism: Branchiostoma floridae (Florida lancelet)
Lineage: Eukaryota; Metazoa; Chordata; Leptocardii; Amphioxiformes; Branchiostomatidae
Product: DNA-directed RNA polymerase II subunit RPB1-like
Exons: 27
Coding region: 244-6204 (1986 amino acids)
Biological process (GO): transcription by RNA polymerase II
Cellular component (GO): RNA polymerase II, core complex
Molecular function (GO): DNA binding
Source: RefSeq, a predicted model, not a curated record